AAUAAAUGAACAAAAAACCGAUCUUUGUCGGACGUCAUCUCUUCGCCGGCGAACUUCUUUCCGGUAUUGUUUGCAAAGAACAAUUCCGGCAAGUUUCCGGUGAAUUAAAAAAAUUCUGUGAAAAAAAAAAAAAGAAUUAAAGAUGAUAGAUUCUUCUCCUUCAUUUUUCUCUCGAUUCUGGUCUUCAGCUCUCAGAGCUAAACCACUUAGCAAUUCAUCGGACGUCGUUCGUAUAAACUCCGGCGAAGGUCUAGUUCGCCGCCUCGGGCCUUUUGACCUCAUUCUCCUCGGCAUUGGCGCUUCAAUUGGAGCCGGCAUCUUCGUCGUCACCGGCACCGUCGCGCGCGAUGCUGGUCCUGGAGUGACAAUUAGCUUUAUACUAGCAGGAGCAUCAUGUGUGUUGAAUGCUCUUUGUUAUGCUGAGCUGGCAUCUCGUUUUCCUGCAGUUGUUGGAGGAGCAUACUUAUAUACCUACACAGCUUUCAAUGAACUCACUGCUUUUCUUGUUUUUACACAAAUGAUGCUUGAUUAUCAUAUUGGUGCAGCUAGCAUAGCAAGGAGUUUAGCAAGUUACAUCAUUAACAUAUUAGAACUUGUACCCUUUUUUAAAAACAAUAUUCCAAAUUGGAUUGGACAUGGUGGAAAAGAGAUUUUUGGGUUUAUAUCUAUUAAUCUAUUGGCUCCUGUUCUACUUGUAGUCUUGACUUUGAUCCUAUGUCGUGGGGUUGGAGAAUCUUCAUUGGUGAAUACCAUUAUGACUAUAACCAAGAUAAUUAUCGUUGUUGUGGUAAUUAUUGUUGGUGCUUUUGAAGUUGAUGAUUCAAAUUGGUCACCUUUUGCUCCAAAUGGUUUUAAAUCUGUGUUAACAGGAGCAACUGUUGCUUUUUUUGCAUAUGUUGGAUUUGAUGCAGUUGCUAAUUCAGCUGAAGAAUCUAAGAGACCACAGAGGGAUUUACCAAUAGGCAUCAUAGGAAGCCUUGUUGUUUGUGUGGCAUUAUACAUUGGUGUUUCUCUAGUAAUCACUGGAAUGAUACCUUACAAAUUUCUUGGAGAAGAUGCUCCUUUGGCUGAAGCUUUUAAAGCAAAAGGAUUAAAUUUUGUGUCCACUUUAAUCAGCAUUGGGGCUGUUGCUGGGCUUACAACUACCCUUUUAGUUGGGCUUUAUGUUCAGUCACGAUUAUAUCUUGGGCUUGGAAGAGACGGUUUAUUACCCGCAAUAUUUGCUCGUGUUCAUCCAACACGCCACACUCCAAUUCACUCUCAAAUUUGGGUUGGAUUUAUUGCAUGUCUUUUAGCUGGACUUCUUAAUGUGCAUUUGCUCUCACAUGUUCUCUCAGUUGGCUCUUUGGCAGGAUAUUCAGUAGUGGCAGCGUGUGUAAUAACUCUUCGAUGGAAGGACAAUAUUGGAAAUCAAAUUUCAUCAUCCAUGUUGGUGUCAGUGACACAUAGGCAAGAAGGCAUCAUAUGCAUUGUUGUGAUUGCUUCUUGUGGUUUUGCUGCUGGAAUUGUUUUUCGUUAUGUUGUUUCUGCCCUUUCGUUUAUAUUUCUUAUUAUUCCAAUCGCCAUUGCUUUACUUGCUACUGCAGCUCUUCGAUUUCGCCAGGAACAAACAAAAGCUUCAGGUUUCUCUUGCCCAUGGGUUCCUAUUGUGCCUUCUCUUUGCAUCUUUGUGAACAUAUUUUUAUUUGCUCAGCUUCACUAUGAAGCCUGGAUGAGAUUUAUUGUCCUGAGCAUUGUGGCGGUUGGUGUAUAUGCUUUUUACGGGCAAUAUCAUGCUAAUCCUGUAACCGAUCGCGAAACUGUCAUUUACCAAAAAGCCCCUGAUGAAGAAGCUCUAUAAUUUUUGUAUUAUUGUAUAUACGUUUAAACCAAAUAACCAUUAGUAUGAAUUAUGUAAGUUUUGCUAGUCAUGUGUAUCCACGGUUUGUUAGAAUAGCAA
Lactuca sativa (garden lettuce) is the source of this 1939-nucleotide messenger RNA. RefSeq names its product cationic amino acid transporter 9, chloroplastic. Gene Ontology annotation, cellular component: membrane. Gene Ontology annotation, molecular function: amino acid transmembrane transporter activity. NCBI's taxonomy places the organism in Eukaryota, Viridiplantae, Streptophyta, Magnoliopsida, Asterales, Asteraceae. The record is from RefSeq and is a predicted model, not a curated record. Gene Ontology annotation, biological process: amino acid transport; transmembrane transport.